Molecule: messenger RNA, 462 nt
Organism: Adineta ricciae
Lineage: Eukaryota; Metazoa; Rotifera; Eurotatoria; Adinetida; Adinetidae
Source: the annotation of a GenBank genome assembly
AUGAACAAAGCAAUUUCUUCUCUAGGUGGAAAUAACGCACUUUCUUAUAUGCACCAUCUAAACGAACGUGUAACAACCGUUGGCCAAGCUUUAUUAGUUCUAAAUAAAAUUAAAAAGCAAUUUGAAAAAGACUACAGGCAUAUGUUGGGCGAAUUGAAAGCAUUGAAAGUUCCUGUAACAACAUGUACAAUCUACAAUCCACGUUUUCCUGAAUCCGAAGAACAAAUUAGUUGUGAAACAGGUUUAUCUGCUCUAAAUGAUGUGAUUGUAACUGAAUCAUCGAAACUUGGUAUUCCUGUGAUCGAUUUGAAAAGCCUUUUCAAUGAUCGAAACGAUUAUGCUAAUGCUAUCGAGCCUGACGUACAAGGUGGAGCAAAAAUUGUCGAAAAUAUUGUCUACGUUGUCAACCAUCAUCGAUUCGACGAGAACAUUUGUUCAAUAUACGCUAAAACCAUAUCUUAA